AUGAUCUUCUCAAGGCUGGUAGUGCUCCUUGCGGGCGCUGCAGUGUCCGUUCACUGCAAUGCAAUCGACAGUAGACAAACCAACAAGCCCAGCAUCCGCCCCAAUCCUUCCGGCGGCCACUGGGUCGAUGCAUUUGCAACAAUGCCCCAGCUCACUGAGCCAGCAAAUUUACCACCAGCACCAUUUAACCAAACCGGAGCUGUCUUCGUCAACAGUACCGUUCGUCAGACGCUCUACGUGACCACCGACGCCAAUCAGAUCCGCCUGAAAUUCACAAACGUCUUUGGUGGCUCCAACCUCCCCAUCACCGCUGUUACUGUCGCACUUCCCGCAAACCAGACCGCUGGUAUCUACGACAUCCAGCCUCAGACGCUUCAAAAGGUCACUUUUGGUGGUGAAGAUGGAAUCAGUGUCCCCAACGGCGCACUCGCCGUAUCGGAUCCUAUCAACUUCCCAAUCAAGGCACAACAAGUCAUCACCGUAACCAUGUAUCUCGCAGCUGGUCAGAGGACAAACAGCAUCACUAGCCAUCCAGGAUCCCGGACAACCAGCUGGUGGCAAUUUGGCAACGCCGUUAGUGCGCCAAGUCUAGCUAUUACCAACCCAGCGACACAAUCAGCAGCGCAUUGGUACUUCAUUUCAUCGAUUGAAGCCUGGGUCCCACAAAAUGUCGGCUCACUCCUCAUCAUCGGUGAUAGCAUCACGGACGGCCGUGGCUCCACCACUGACAAGAACAACCGAUGGCCAAAUCUCCUCCUCGCCCGCCUCCAGAAGAACCCAGCCACAAAGUCCAUCUCCAUUGGCAACCUUGCUGCAGGCGGAAACCGUAUUCUCGCAGACGGCCUCGGUCCAAAUGCCUUUGGCCGUGUUGACCGCGACGUCCUCGCCCACCCAGGCGUCAAGUACGCCAUGAUCUUCGAGGGCGUAAACGACAUUGGCGGCGCCCCUACCACCCCCGAAGCCCAGAACCAAAUCUACACCUCCCUCAUCCAAGCCUACAAGCAAAUGGUCAGCCUCAUCCACGCCCAUGGCAUUCCUGUAUUUGGCGCAACCAUCACACCCUUCAGUGCCCCUUCCAACUUCACCGGCCAGCCCUACUCGAACCCUGAGCGCGAAAAGACGAGGCAGCGCAUCAACGAAUUCAUCCGUACCAGCGGCGUCUUUGAUGCCGUUGUCGAUUUCGACAAGUUCCUGGCUGAUCCUAAGAUUCCUAGUCAGCUCGCGCCCCAGUAUGAUAGCGGUGAUUAUCUUCACCCGGGACCGGUGGGUUACGCGCACCUUGCUGAACAGUUUCCUGUUGAGAUUUUCGCAAAGUGGAAGAAUGGUGCGGAUGAAUUUAACUUUGGGAAGUAG
Messenger RNA from Bipolaris zeicola 26-R-13, 1353 nucleotides. RefSeq lists its product as uncharacterized. Bases 1 to 1353 code for a protein of 450 amino acids. Gene Ontology annotation, molecular function: hydrolase activity, acting on ester bonds. The transcript is spliced from 2 exons. NCBI's taxonomy places the organism in Eukaryota, Fungi, Ascomycota, Dothideomycetes, Pleosporales, Pleosporaceae. The record is from RefSeq and is a predicted model, not a curated record.